Molecule: messenger RNA, 588 nt
Organism: Saccharomycopsis crataegensis
Lineage: Eukaryota; Fungi; Ascomycota; Saccharomycetes; Ascoideales; Saccharomycopsidaceae
Product: pyridoxal 5'-phosphate synthase
Exons: 1
Coding region: 1-588 (195 amino acids)
Cellular component (GO): cytoplasm; nucleus
Source: RefSeq, a predicted model, not a curated record
AUGACCAUCAAAGAAUCAGACGUCUCCGCUUCGGUGGUGAACUUGCUCAAGAACGCCAAAUACGCCCACUUGGCGACCGCCAACCCCCAUACCUACCAACCAAAUGUCUCACUAAUGAACUACGCCUACAUGAAUCAAUCAGAAUUACAUCCUACUCAUCAACAGAUAAAUUCGUCGCCUCAGACCUCAUAUAUCAUUUUUUCUGUCAACAAGAGCGCUACUAACUUUGAAAACAUCAAGAUCAACCCUAAAGUCAGUAUCUUGAUCCAUGAUUGGGUCACUGCAAAAUCAACGUUGAGUGAGACCGAAACUCCUAGGGGCACCAGCAGCACCACUGACAUCUCCCCAUUGUUGAAAUUAUUGCAAAACAUGAACCAGAGCGAGCUAUCGACAAUCAGUGUCACUCUAAAUGGUGAAGCGAUCUUGGUGGAAGACAAUGCCGACGCCGAAAACUAUUAUAAAGAGUUGCUCUUGAAGAGCUACCCUGAUUCUAAAAUAUUCAUCGAAGGAGAUAACAACGUGAUCAUCAUGAUCGAGGUCAGAAAUGUCAAGAUUGUUGAUACCCAGAAUAAUGUGCAGAAACAUUGA